AUACAAGGCGGCGCGAGCGGGGACCCGAAAGCCCAGACAAUAGUUGAUGCCCGGGGAUGGGGCACCUCCGCCCCCUACUCCGCCAGGAACAUGCCCCCCGCCGGCUGCUCUCCAAUCUGCAUUCGGGGUCCCCUUCAGAGCCUGGCUCGGGAGUUGGACUGAUUCGCCCCCGCCUCCCCCGGGCCCCUCUGAGCUCGGCGCCCGCCCCAGCCCGGCCUCGCCGCCUGCGGUUCUCUGCAGAGGAGGCGGCGAGUGAGCGCGCGCCGACGGUGUACACGGUUUCUUUUUCUCCCCAGGGAGAGCGCGCGGCGGACCCGCCCGGGAAGCGCGGCGGAACGGGGAGGCCGGGCCCAGCGGUUCAGUUUCAAAUUUGAAUCUCCUGUAGUACUGACUGUAACCUGAUUUUCAAGAUAUUUUUAUAAGAAGUAGAUCAAAAGGACUGUACUUUCAGGUUUUGAGAGAAUACCUCAAGUUGGACUCCAAAGCAAGAUUUACUGCUGACUUUGAAGUGGAAAAGGGUUGUGCAUUAUUACUGGGGAUGCUAAUUGUCAAAAUUUCUGUAGCCAUGGCACAAGACUAUAAGAAAGCAUGGGAUUAUGGCAGCCACAGAGUCCCAGUAAUACAACUUCCAUUCAGUUUUUUCUCAAAGGAAGCCAUUUAUUAAAGUGAAGCAAAGAAACAAUAGUGGAUUAUAAUGUUUUGAAGAUUUGGAUUUUCAGAAGCUUGAAAACAAGGCAUCAUUUAACCUUUUAAAUGAAAAAGAUUAAGAUCUUGAGCAGCUGCUGUCUUUGCUGGAACCCGUUCUCCGUAAGGGAAGUGCACAUUUACAACUUAGAUAUGAUGGUCCUUUCUGCAGGGAUUUAAGUCCGGUUGCUUUCCCACCAUGACCAGCCUGAAACGGUCGCAGACGGAGAGGCCUAUUGCCACCGAGAGGGCCUCCGUGGUCGGCGCAGAUGGCCCUCCCAAAGUGCACACUGACGACUUCUACAUGCGGCGCUUCAGGUCCCAAAAUGGCAGCUUGGGAUCCUCGGUCAUGGCUCCCGUGGGGCCCCCCCGCAGCGAAGGCCCUCACCAUAUAACCUCGACCCCCGGAGUUCCAAAGAUGGGGGUUAGGGCGAGAAUUGCAGAUUGGCCCCCAAGGAAGGAAAACGUAAAAGAAUCUAGCCGUUCAAGCCAGGAAAUAGAAACCUCAAGUUGCCUUGAGAGCCUGUCCUCCAAAAGCAGUCCUGUGAGUCAGGGAAGUUCUGUUAGCCUCAAUUCCAGUGACUCAGCCAUGUUGAAGAGCAUACAGAACACGCUGAAGAACAAGACCCGGCCGCUGGAGAACAUGGACUCCAGAUUUCUCAUGCCUGAAGCCUAUCCCAGCUCCCCCAGGAAGGCUCUUCGCAGAAUACGGCAGCGGAGCAACAGUGAUAUCACCAUAAGUGAACUUGACGUGGAUAGCUUUGAUGAAUGUAUCUCGCCCACAUACAAGACUGGGCCAUCACUGCACAGGGAAUAUGGUAGCACAUCUUCGAUCGAUAAGCAGGGAACGUCCGGAGAGAGCUUCUUUGACUUGUUAAAGGGCUACAAAGAUGACAAAUCCGAUCGAGGUCCAACUCCAACCAAGCUCAGUGACUUUCUCAUCGCCGGUGGGGCCAAGGGUUCUGGUUUCUCUUUGGAUGUCAUAGAUGGGCCCAUCUCACAGAGAGAGAACCUCAGGCUCUUCAAGGAACGGGAAAAACCACUCAAGCGACGGUCCAAGUCUGAAACCGGAGACUCUUCCAUUUUUCGUAAAUUACGCAAUGCCAAAGCUGACGAACUUGGGAAAUCAUCCGAUCUUGAAGAUAACCGAUCAGAAGACUCUGUCAGACCCUGGACAUGUCCAAAGUGCUUUGCCCACUACGAUGUUCAGAGUAUAUUGUUUGACUUGAAUGAGGCGAUUAUGAACAGGCACAAUGUUAUUAAGAGGAGGAACACCACCACGGGGGCUUCGGCAGCUGCCGUGGCUUCCUUAGUUUCAGGGCCAUUGUCUCACUCGACCAGUUUCAGCUCCCCGAUGGGCAGCACGGAGGACCUGAAUUCCAAGGGAAGCCUCGGGAUGGACCAGGGAGACGAUAAAAGCAACGAACUUGUAAUGAGCUGCCCGUAUUUCCGGAACGAGAUAGGUGGAGAAGGUGAAAGGAAAAUCAGUCUGUCCAAAUCCAACUCCGGUUCCUUCAGUGGAUGUGAAAGUGCCUCCUUUGAGUCUGCACUGAGCUCCCACUGCACCAAUGCAGGAGUGGCGGUCCUGGAGGUGCCCAAGGAGAACUUGGUGCUGCAUCUGGAUCGAGUGAAAAGGUACAUUGUGGAGCAUGUGGACCUCGGCGCUUACUAUUACAGGAAAUUCUUCUAUCAGAAGGAACACUGGAACUAUUUUGGGGCCGAUGAGAAUCUUGGCCCAGUGGCUGUGAGCAUACGAAGGGAAAAACCAGAAGAAAUGAAAGAAAAUGGAUCUCCUUACAACUACCGAAUAAUAUUUCGGACUAGUGAGCUCAUGACACUCAGAGGUUCGGUCCUGGAGGAUGCCGUUCCCUCAACGGCGAAGCACUCGACAGCCAGAGGGCUGCCCCUGAAAGAAGUGCUGGAGCACGUGGUUCCCGAGCUCAACGUCCAGUGCCUGCGCCUGGCCUUCAACACUCCCAAGGUCACAGAGCAGCUCAUGAAACUGGACGAACAAGGCCUAAACUAUCAGCAAAAAGUCGGCAUCAUGUACUGCAAAGCUGGACAGAGCACAGAAGAAGAGAUGUACAACAAUGAAUCAGCCGGCCCAGCCUUUGAAGAGUUCCUUCAGCUGUUGGGAGAACGUGUUCGGCUCAAAGGAUUCGAGAAGUAUCGUGCACAGCUUGACACCAAAACUGACUCCACUGGAACCCAUUCUCUGUACACAACCUACAAAGACUAUGAAAUUAUGUUUCACGUCUCUACCAUGCUGCCAUACACACCCAACAACAAGCAACAGCUCCUACGGAAGCGGCACAUUGGAAAUGAUAUCGUAACAAUAGUUUUCCAAGAGCCUGGAGCACAGCCAUUCAGCCCGAAAAACAUCCGAUCCCACUUUCAGCACGUCUUCGUCAUCGUCAGGGCUCACAACCCCUGCACGGACAGUGUCUGUUACAGUGUGGCUGUCACCAGGUCCAGAGAUGUGCCGUCCUUUGGACCUCCCAUCCCCAAAGGGGUCACUUUCCCUAAGUCAAAUGUGUUCAGGGACUUCCUCCUGGCCAAAGUGAUAAAUGCAGAAAACGCUGCUCAUAAAUCGGAAAAGUUCCGGGCUAUGGCCACGCGGACGCGCCAGGAAUACCUGAAAGAUCUGGCAGAAAAGAAUGUCACCAACACCCCUAUUGACCCCUCUGGCAAGUUCCCCUUCAUCUCUCUGGCCUCCAAGAAGAAGGAAAAGUCUAAGCCAUAUCCAGGAGCCGAGCUCAGCAGCAUGGGGGCCAUUGUGUGGGCCGUCCGAGCCAAAGACUACAACACGGCGAUGGAAAUAGACUGCCUUCUAGGGAUCUCCAAUGAGUUCAUCGUCCUCAUUGAACAGGAGACAAAGAGUGUGGUUUUCAACUGCUCCUGCAGAGAUGUGAUAGGGUGGACCUCCACUGACACCAACCUCAAAAUCUUCUACGAGCGAGGGGAAUGUGUUUCAGUGGAGAGUUUCAUUAAUGAGGAUAUCAAGGAAAUUGUCAAAAGGCUGCAGUUUGUGUCAAAGGGUUGUGAAUCGGUGGAGAUGACUCUGCGCAGGAACGGGCUAGGACAGCUUGGCUUCCACGUCAACUACGAGGGCAUCGUGGCGGACGUGGAGCCCUACGGCUACGCCUGGCAGGCGGGGCUGCGGCAGGGCAGCAGGCUGGUGGAGAUCUGCAAGGUGGCAGUGGCCACCCUGAGCCAUGAGCAGAUGAUCGAUCUCCUGAGAACGUCCGUCACAGUGAAGGUUGUCAUCAUCCCCCCGCAUGACGACUGCACCCCACGGAGGAGUUGCUCUGAAACCUACCGCAUGCCAGUGAUGGAGUACAAAAUGAACGAAGGGGUUUCAUACGAAUUCAAGUUUCCCUUCCGAAAUAACAACAAAUGGCAAAGGAAUGCCAACAAGGGGCCUCAUGCUGCUCCAGUGCCGUCCCAGGUGCAGAGUCCCAUGACCUCGAGGCUGAACGCUGGGAAAGGAGACGGGAAGAUGCCCCCUCCAGAGAGAGCCGCCAACAUUCCUCGCAGCAUCUCCAGCGAUGGGCGCCCUCUGGAGAGGCGGCUGUCUCCUGGUUCCGACAUCUACGUGACGGUCUCAUCCAUGGCGUUAGCAAGAUCCCAGCAGUGUCGUAAUUCCCCCAGCAACCUGUCUUCAUCCAGCGAGACCGGCUCUGGGGGAGGCACGUACAGACAGAAGUCCAUGCCCGAAGGGUUCGGAGUGAGCCGCAGAUCCCCGGCCUCCAUCGACAGGCAGAACACGCAGUCCGAUCUUGGCGGCAGUGGAAAAUCCACACCCAGCUGGCAAAGAAGUGAGGAUAGCAUUGCCGACCAGAUGGAGCCGGCGUGCCACCUCCCCGCAGUGUCGAAGGUGCUGCCAGCCUUCCGCGAGAGCCCCAGCGGGAGACUGAUGCGGCAGGACCCGGUGGUUCAUUUGUCCCCGAACAAACAAGGGCAUUCCGACAGCCACUACUCGAGCCACUCCAGCAGCAACACGCUCUCCAGCAACGCCUCGAGCGCCCACAGUGACGAGAAGUGGUAUGACGGGGACCGCACCGAGUCCGAGCUCAACAGCUACAACUAUCUGCAAGGCACCUCUGCCGACAGCGGCAUCGACACCACCUCCUACGGCCCCAGCCACGGCAGCACCGCCUCCCUGGGGGCCGCCACGUCGUCGCCUCGCUCGGGGCCAGGCAAGGAGAAGGUGGCCCCCCUGUGGCACAGUUCCAGCGAAGUGAUCUCCAUGGUGGAUCGGACUUUAGAGACGGACAGCCAUGGCAUGGACCGGAAGGCAGAAUCCUCCCUGAGCCUGGAUAUCCACAGCAAGGGCCAGGCUGGCUCCAGCCCUCUGACAAGGGAGAACAGCACUUUCAGUAUCAAUGACGCUGCUUCCCACACAAGCACCAUGAGCUCCCGUCACUCCGCCAGCCCGGUCGUCUUCACCAGUGCCAGGAGUUCACCCAAGGAAGAGCUCCACCCCGCCGCCGCCUCGCAGCUCGCGCCUUCCUUCUCCUCCUCCUCGUCCUCCUCGUCUGGCCCUAGGACUUUCUACCCUCGCCAGGGCGCUACUAGCAAGUACCUGAUCGGGUGGAAAAAACCUGAAGGAACCAUAAACUCCGUGGGAUUUAUGGACACAAGAAAGCGUCAUCAGAGUGACGGUAAUGAGAUAGCCCACCCCAGGCUGCGCGCCUCGACCAGGGACCUCCGCGCGUCUCCUAAGCCAAGCUCCAAGUCCACCAUUGAAGAGGACCUCAAGAAACUCAUCGACCUUGAAAGCCCAACUCCCGAAUCCCAGAAGAACUUUAAGUUCCAGGCGCUCUCCUCGCCGCAGUCUCCUUUCCCCACCACCCCCACCUCCAGGCGGGCCCUGCACCGAACGCUGUCGGAUGAGAGUAUUUACAGUGGCCAGAGGGAGCACUUUUUCACCUCAAGGGCUUCGCUGCUGGACCAAGCCCUGCCCAAUGAUGUCCUCUUCAGUAGCACGUACCCUUCUCUCCCCAAGUCUCUUCCGUUGCGGAGGCCUUCGUACACCUUGGGAAUGAAGUCACUGCAUGGAGCUGCUGGUGAACUGGAGUGAGGACAAGAAGAAAGGUGGCAUCCAUCAGCCCCUGUGCCCUGAGAGUCUCUUCGUAGAGUCUGGUUGGUUGCCAAAUCUGAACCUUCCCCUGGGCCAAAGUUCCCAAACAAACAAGCCUUUUUCACAGAAAGACUCUGAUUGGUGCAGUGCCUAGGGAUCCCAGGAAUGCAAGCCCCCUUGGCCACCAGAGUCGGGCAAUCAAGGAACCCCCCUGCCUGGAUCACAGCUGCAAAAACCAGGGCACCAGAUGUGUGUGAAAGCUGCCCUUUCGGAUCUUUUUUAAAAAUACAGAUUUCCAGUCCUUCCUCCAGACCUGCUGGAUUUGAGUUUGAAUACAAAGAUGUAUAUUGAGAAUUAGUAUUUUUUACCAAACAUCCCAGCUGCUGUUAUGUUGGGUAAAUGUGGGUAACAGCUUAGUUAUUUCUUAGACACUGUAUUCACUGCCUCCCUCCAGCCACCAUGGAACCCCCCCUUGACCUUGUUCUCGGUCGUUCCCAGGCUGUGAAGGUGUUGUCUGUGGUGCCAACCACUUGCUUGUUGACUCUUUCAUCCACUGAGUGAGCACGUAUUUCAGGAAAAGGCACGUUGACGAUGGGGUACCUCCACGUUCUUGCCUUUGUUCACAAAUGCCCGUUUGCUCUGUCUGGAUCCCACUUUCAUGAAGGGCCAUAUCCUGGGACUGUGGAUUGACAUUUGUCCUUUUCCUCUCUCCUCUCUCCAUCCAACUCCAUUCCUUCCCCACCGUGACCCAGCACAGUGGAUACCUGUUAUGGAGCCGGUCUUCCUGCCUGUGUAUUACACAUACAGCUGUAACCACACCUCCCUUCUGCCCUUUCUUCCUGGGAAUUCUGUGUCCAUUCAUUCACACCCACACUCCUUUUCCUUCUGCUGCUGCGCAGAGCAGUGUUUUCUUUAAAUCUGCUGCUGGCCUGGUUUGCUUUCUCCGUGCAUCUUUCGUGAGCUCUCAGCCCACCCUCAUGAACGGCCCCCCAGCGUCUCCAUCCCACUCACUGUUCCCAUCCCCCCUCCACCCUGGCAGGCGUCACUUGGGGAUCGUGCCAGCCUCUCCUUCUCCCACCCCUACCCAACUGUAGCUUAGAUCUUGUUUCUCUUUGCUCGAGGAGGUCAUCCCCAAAGAACCAAAAUAGACACAUGGAAUGUCCACUUCUUACCAUCCAGACUCUAGAAAAAACCUCGUAGUAACCCAGUAACCAGCAACCUUUUCUCCUUUGUUGUCCCUGCACUGGAGCCACCCUCCCCUGGAUUCCAUUGCUCCUGCAACCUUCUGCCUACCUUGAGGGCUUUUCUAACUUCCCUGCACUGUUUUUAAACCUUUGCAGCAAUAAAAAUAAAUGCGUUGUAAAGGCUUCUCUGCAUAUGUCUGUCAAAGUAGGCCCUGUCUUCUAGAGACUCGUGUUCUAAGAGAGCAGCUCAGAAAAUGCACACACAGUCCUCAUUCAGCUGAUGAAUGAAGCCUGGGGUUAAAGCCCAGCCUGAGGAAUGGGAAGGAAAGUCUCCCUUUCUGAGCACCUGCCCAUCUUCCUCCUUUCCUGAAGGUCAGGCGGCAGCGCCAUGGUCCUGUGUCCUCAACAGGGCAGGCCUUGCUGGGCUGACCCUCAGCCCCGGCACGGGUGUGAAUACACUGCAGCGUGUUUGGGCAGUGGGGAGGGCUGACUUCUCUGUUCCCCCAUGUGGAAAUUUGAGCCCCAGCUCUGAAAGGGCAGAGGGUUAUGAGUGACACACAAAAUUGUCUGUUCCACCUCCUUACCCUUGGUGGGAGCAAAUUUCAAUAGAACUGAGCAUUUAAUAUCUGGCGGUAUUCGUUGAUUUCUAUUCACUCAUAAUUUGGCUAAUUUUAAGCACAUUAAUAACUAGCAGCUGCUCUUCAGAGCAGUUCUUCAUGUAAUCUGAAAGGGAAAACAAGCACUAAAUAUACCCGAGUUUACCAGGCUCUCGUAAUUGACGGCUCUUUUUAACUCCUUGUAAACAGGUAUUUCUGGAGUUGCUUACAUGUUUUUACUGAGAGCGUCACUUUUGGUUCUGUGUCUGCGUGGAUGGUAGUAGUGUCCCAGUCCCAUUCUGAGGGCUGAGCCCUUCUCGUAAAAAGGUGCACUCUGUCCCAUUUCCCCCACCUCCUGCCCUAUUGAGAGCCUUUACAUUUCUUGAGCUCCACUAGCCUUCCCUCUCUGUUCUCCACACACAUGAACUUGAGUGUAGCAGCAUGCCCUUAUACGGCAUGGAGUGGCUCUUUCUCCAGUCCUCCCUGCCUCGGGCUAAGCAAAGGUUACUUGUUAAGAUGGCUUACUGUUUGUAUUUAAAAUCUCACCUUAGCAGGGGCUCAGGAUGCUAGGCUGCUGUAACCCCACCCCGAUCCCAGGAUUGCUCACUGUGCCCUUGGGAGAGAGAAGAAUCCCUUCCAGCGCUAACCCCUUGCCUCUGGGAGGAGAAGUGAGGUGCCGGAGCUGCCUGGACCCCACCGGAGACAGACAGCUCUUCCAAAAGCAGACUCGUUGCCUCGGUGCAAACCUAACUUUUCCAUGAGUCACACUACUAGAAACGAGGUAGUAAGAGGUUGUCAGAAAACGAUUCAAGACUGGAGGAAGUUGAUCUGUAGUUGAACUCAGCUUGGAACGGCCACUGAGGACCUGCGAGGCCAGGCUGAUCCCAGGGCCUGAAUGACGUGCCCAUCUGUUGUGGUGCCAGGAGAUGGGUAAGCUCCCCCGUGGCUCUC
Molecule: messenger RNA, 8498 nt
Organism: Phyllostomus hastatus (greater spear-nosed bat)
Lineage: Eukaryota; Metazoa; Chordata; Mammalia; Chiroptera; Phyllostomidae
Gene: SIPA1L1
Product: signal induced proliferation associated 1 like 1
Exons: 21
Coding region: 884-5767 (1627 amino acids)
Biological process (GO): regulation of small GTPase mediated signal transduction; activation of GTPase activity
Cellular component (GO): cytoplasm
Molecular function (GO): GTPase activator activity; protein binding
Source: RefSeq, a predicted model, not a curated record